AUGAGUAAGAGGAUCAGUCUGAGCAAACCCUCGACAUUCAAUGGUAAGGGGGAACCAUCAAAACUCGAGCUCUGGUUAAGGGAAUUUGACAAACUUUUUGAUGUGGUUGAAUGCCCAGAGGAACUGAAGGUCAACCAGGCUGCGUUUUAUUUGGUUGGUGAAGCCGACUAUUGGUGGGCAAAUAGUAGAUCUGGGUUAUUAGAACAAACUAAUGGAGUCUGUAAUUGGAAUUUGUUUAAAAGGGCUAUGCGAGAUAAAUUAUACCCUUUGCACGUGAGAAAAGAUAAGUCAAACGAGUUCGCUCGUUUGGAGAUGGGAGACAUGACUGUUGAUGAAUAUUACCGAAAGUUUAUGGAAUAUAUUCAGUACUGUCCUGACGAUGUUCCCACUAAGGAGAAAAAGAUGCAGCGAUUUGAAUUGGGAUUGUCAUAUGACAUUCAAAAACAUAUUGAGAGCGACCGCUAUAACACCUUGGAACAGAUGUACAAGCGUGCGUCUCAAAUAGAGAACAUUCUGAGGAAGGAGAACAAAAAAGAGAAUGGUAAGGACCCUGAGAAGAGGAAGGAUAUUGCAAGCCAGACAUCAGGGUUUUCGUCGGACUUUUAUCAAAAGAAAGCUAGAACUUUCGGAAAUUUUCAGGGAAGUAGAUCUAGUACAAAUUCUGGGUUUAGGGGAGACGUGAAGCCUGCUAAGCCAUUACUGGACCGAGACGGCAAUGAAAGGAAAUAUUUCUGUAGAAGAUGCAGGGGAAACAAUCCUGGAAAGAAUUGUGAUGGGAAUUUGGUUGAAUGUAAUUUUUGCCACAAGAGGGGACAUAGGGAGUAUAAAUGCUACAUCAAGAAAGGGAGUGGGAGUCAACAGCCGGGUGGGCAGCACCGGCAGCAGAAUUUGAAUAACUCCGAAAGGCAAGUCAACCUGCAGUGCGAAAAUGGUAAUCAUGGAAACACUGCUCAGAGGUUUCAGCGACCUAUUAGUAGGGGACAAGGCCGGGUGGAUGGAAACCGAAUCGAAGGGUCAGGUAUGCAACGUGGGGGUAAUCAAGUGGAAGGAAUAAAUGCACAGCCGUUUGGUGGACGGGUAACUGCGGUCAGUGCAAGGGAAGCUGACCAAGCAACGGAUGUAGUUACAAUGGCUGUUCAAUCGGGAAGAUUGUACAAUUGUGAUAGAUUGUACAAGGAAGUGCCCUUAAGAAUAGGGAAGGUCAUUUUUCCUGGUGACUUGUAUGUGUUAGAUAUGGAAGGCUUAGAGGUAAUUUUAGGGAUGGACUGGUUAGGAAAAUUUAAAGCCACUAUAGAAUGUAGGGAGCAGAGAGUGACGCUAGAAGGACCAAGAGGGGAAAAGCCAAGGGGGAAAGAAGAAGGAGGACCCCAAGGAUAUUGCUGUAGUGAAUGA
Amaranthus tricolor (Joseph's coat) is the source of this 1392-nucleotide messenger RNA. RefSeq lists its product as uncharacterized. Bases 1 to 1392 code for a protein of 463 amino acids. The transcript has 3 exons. The record is from RefSeq and is a predicted model, not a curated record. NCBI's taxonomy places the organism in Eukaryota, Viridiplantae, Streptophyta, Magnoliopsida, Caryophyllales, Amaranthaceae.